Trachemys scripta elegans is the source of this 810-nucleotide messenger RNA. RefSeq names its product ras GTPase-activating protein 2-like. The transcript is spliced from 5 exons. The record is from RefSeq and is a predicted model, not a curated record. NCBI's taxonomy places the organism in Eukaryota, Metazoa, Chordata, Testudines, Emydidae. The coding region runs from base 300 to 761 and encodes 153 amino acids. Gene Ontology annotation, molecular function: calcium ion binding.
ACGGGGAGGCCCAGCGUGGCGAAGAGACAGGAACUGCCCCACCCGGCUCGAAGCUCGGCAUCAAAAGGGCAGCGGCAGCAGCAGUGCUGAAUCGCCCGCGCGACAGAAGGAAAUGCGUCUGCGUCUGCCGCUCUGCUGUCCAAUGGGAGAAGCGGAGUGGGCGGGGCGGCGCGGCGAGGUGCCGCCUGCCGGGCCUCCGCUCCCUGUCGCACAAGGGACGGGACCGUAGAGGGAAGGGGCAGCCGCCUCCUCUCCUCCUUGUUAGCGCGCAGCGCAGCGCAGGUGGCGGCGGCGGCACUAUGGCGGCCGAGGAUGGUGACGGCGAAGGGGUCCGAGUGCUCCAGAACCUGCGGGGGAAGAUCUGUGAAGCCAAAAAUUUAGUGCCAUACUCUGGACCCAACAAAAUGAGAGACUGUUUCUGUACCAUAAACUUGGACCAAGAAGAAGUUUUUCGUACACAGGUGGUUGAAAAGUCUUUAAGUCCUUUCUUUGGUGAAGAGUUUUACUUUGAGAUUCCAAGAACAUUCCAGUGUUUGUCCUUCUAUAUUUAUGAUAAGAGUGUUUUACAAAGAGACCUGCGUAUAGGAAAGGUAGCAAUCAAAAAAGAGGACUUAUGCAAAUAUACCAGCAAAGAGACAUGGUUUUUGCUUCAGCCUGUUGAUUCUAAUUCAGAGGUCCAGGGAAAAGUUCACCUUGAAUUAAAACUGAAUGAACUGAUAACAGAUAAUGGAUCUGUGUGCCAGCAACUAGUAGUACAGUAAGAAUAUUUAUGAAUCAUUAAAAGGAGCUUGAUUUUACUGUUAAAAGAAC